AUGUCGCUUUUCAAAGUGAUGACUUUGGUAGCUGCGUAUUUUCUAGCGAUCAAGGCUUGUGCUCCGGAUGUAAACGACUUGGCCACAAUUGGAAGCGCCACAGUAACCUUUCAACCAUCAGCAUCGUGGACAUGGGAUGCGACCAAUGCGGGAACUCCAGGAUCUCAAGCGGAAGCCGAUGCGAAUAUCAAUGAUGAUCUCGAGUUGGCUUUUUACCGAGCCGUUGCAAAGAACGGUGUAAACGUGUUGUUAAAGAAGAUCGAAUUGACAGGCACCGGGUUACCGGUGGAUCGCUCAAUGGCGUGUGAAGAUCUAAUCUUUACACUCGUUUUCGACACCGCUGUUCCACCAUAUUUGGCCUAUUGUUCCCCCAUCACCCCAAACUUUGAAACUCCGUACAUUGUGGAUGAUAUAACUGUGGUGGUGACACUCGAAACUCCAAUUGCUGUCGACACUUUUAAGGAGUUGAUGGAAGAUAUCUUAUCGGAUCUUCGCCAAAGCAACAGAGCCUCUCCUCCAUCAAAUGAUGCCAGCUUUGACUUCCAA
This is a messenger RNA of Mesorhabditis belari, 546 nucleotides long. NCBI's taxonomy places the organism in Eukaryota, Metazoa, Nematoda, Chromadorea, Rhabditida, Rhabditidae. The record is from the annotation of a GenBank genome assembly.